UCUUUUUCUUCUCUCGAGUCACUUUUACAUGAUAUCUCAAUCCAAACACACACUCACACUGAGACACACCACCCUGCCAACAUAACCAAACUUCAAGUUCCCUUUUAUCUUCACUCUAUUAGAGCAAUUUCCUUCAUGUCUGAACAAAAGAGUGCUUAAAAAAGAGGGGGGUGUUUGGCAAUUGGGUUCAGGAAAGGCUCAAAAUUUAUGUGUUUUAUUUUCUGGCCAUGUUGUUUGCUGGUGGCAAGAGACUCCUCUAUCUCUAUGUGGUGGUUCUUCUGGUAACCCCGGUGUUGCAUAUGUGCCACACGUGCAAGGUUGGGGCGAUUCGUGUAUUCCCAGGAAAUGCAGUGGGCAACGUGGAAUUCAGCCACGGCAAUAUGGAUAACAAGAGCAAGGAGGAUCUGUACCAUAAGUACUUCAGUGGAAGGACUCUUGGUCCCAGCAACACAACCCAAAAGGGGUUCGACGAAAGCAAAAGACGAGUACCAAGUUGCCCAGAUCCUCUUCACAACUAAUUAACAAGUAGAAUUCCCAUCCAAUUUCUCAUCUUUAAUUUGUUUAUCUGUUUUCUACGCCUUUUUCGUUUCUCAAGUAUUAAAUUUAUUUUGGUCGAUAUAUAUGUUCAUUCAAAAUACCCACGUUUUUCUCAUCAUUUUCUAUAUAGUAAUAUGUCUUCUUAUUGUAGAAAAUGAGGGAAAACCGGUGGUAUUUUGGUAUUAUACUUGGAAGAUUUUUUUUCCCUUUCUUUUCUCAUCCAUGGAGGAUCCCAAAAAUGAAUUAUCAUAGUCCUCAACAUUAUGCUUGUACAUAGAAGAUGUUGUUGAGAGUAAGUUUAUUGUUGGAUACUUUCUGUAAUGUGCUACUUGAAUCCUUUUCUUUUCUAUUUACCCUAUUUU
Abrus precatorius (Indian licorice) is the source of this 899-nucleotide messenger RNA. Its product is annotated as CLAVATA3/ESR (CLE)-related protein 27. The record is from RefSeq and is a predicted model, not a curated record. Lineage: Eukaryota; Viridiplantae; Streptophyta; Magnoliopsida; Fabales; Fabaceae. The coding region runs from base 228 to 518 and encodes 96 amino acids. The transcript has a single exon.